AUGGCCGCGGGCGUGGGCUUCCUCGGCGUCGCCGCGGGCGGCGCGCUCGCGACGCCCGCGCGGUCCGCGGCCGUCGCUCUGUUCGCCUUUUUCUUCGCCGCGCUCUGCGUCGCCUUCGCGCUGCCCCGCGGCGCCGCGCCGGCGACGGCGAGGGCGGCGGCGGCGCCCGGCGGCUUUUUCGCCGCCGUCGCGGAGCUCGCGCGGCUGCCGUCGGCCCGGAGCCCCGGCGGCCUCGUCGUCCUCUCGCUGCGCCUCGUCAUGGGCCUGUCGUUCCACGUCUUCAUGGCCGUCUGGCAGACGAGCCUCAAGGCGCGCUUCCCGGACUUUGGACCGUCGGACCACGCCAAGUUCAUGGGCUUCAUCGGCCUCGGCUACGCGGCGAGCCAGGGCCUGGUAUCCAAGCCCGCGAUCAAAUUCGCGGAGACGCGCGGCGGCGGCGAGAAGAACCUGCUCGUCGCCUGCUGCGCGUGCCUCAGCCUCGGCCGCGUCGCCGCGGUCGCCUCGACGUCGCUCCCGCUCGUCUACGCCGCCUACGCGCCGGUCAUCGUCGCGCUGGGUGUGGUGAACGCGGCCAUCACCGGCGCCGUGUCGCGCGUCGCGCCGCCGGACGAGCGCGGCACGUUCUUCGGCGUCGUCUCGGCCAUCGAGAGCUGCACGGGCAUCGUCGGCCCCAUGGUCGGCGGCGUCGUCUCCCUCAAAGGCACGGGCGCGGUCUGCGCCGUCGUCUGCGCCCUCUACGCCGCGGCGGCCGCCGACUCGCUGGCCAUGUGCAAGGCCGGCGCCUCGACCGCCGGCGCGGCCCUGGCCGUGGUGCUCACGUGCCUCUGCGUCUUCGUCAUGGGCGGCGUCGUCUUCGGUAUUUCGAGCUUCUAUCCCGUCCUCUACGGCCAGGGCCUCUACGAGGGCGAGUGCGCCGACCUCGAGGCCUGCCCGGCGGAGCGGCCCUGCUGCGCCAAGCAGCGGAGCUCCGUCGUCUUCCUCUCGUCGGCGUGCCUCUUCGCCGCCGACGGAAUAAUGGUCCUCUACGGCGAGCUCAACGACCGCGCGGGCCCGGCCGCGUGUUUGGCGUCCGGGUCGCUCCUCGCCGUCGCGUCGUUCCUGGGCCUCUGGCUGGCGGCGUGGUGGGAUUUAGGCGCGGCGGCCUGGUUCGCGGCCCUCCUCGGCCUCGGCCUCGCCGGGCCCGGCGUCUUCAUGGGCUGCCUGGGCUUCGGGGGCGCGUACCCGGCCGUCGAGCCCGUCGUGUCGGCCAUCGCCGCGGCCAUGUGGGACUCGUCGGCGAUCGUCUUCCUCAUCUGGGCCUUCGCCGCCAAGUUUUUGCCCCUCGCGCACGUCGCCUUCGCCUGGGCGCUCGGCGCGGCGGUCCUGGGCUUCGCGGCGUGGCGAUUGCUCAAGUCCGCGGCCGCCGGCGGCGACGGCGACCGCGGCGCGCCCCUCCUCGCCGAGGGCGCGCCCAAGGCGCCGCCGCCGCGGCUCCGCGACGUCUUCGCGCGGCGCGACUGGGCCUGGCUCCUCGCCUUCAUGGCGCUCUACAACCUGAAGUCGAGCGUCUACAUCGAGACCGUCAGUCUCGAGGUCCGCGCGCUCGGCGCGUUCUCCGAGGCCCAGGCGCGGCGCUUCGACGUCUUCUUCGACGUCGCCUUCCCCGCGGGCGGUCUGGCCACGUCCGUCGUCGCCGCCGCGUGCCUCCAGCGCUGGUCCAAGCGGCCCAAGGCCUACUUUGCGGUCGUCGUCGCGCUGGCCGUCGCGUUCGUCGCCGUCCAGCUCGCGCCCGCGCGUCCGGCGCAGUACGCCGCCGCCGCGCUCUUCGGACCCGCGCGGACGUUCCAGUGGGCGGCCUACUUCCACUUCGUCGAGUCGCAGCCCGACCGGUUCCCGCCCGCGCUCGUCGGCCGGCUCCUCGGCUACGGGAACUUGGUCAUCGCGGUCGUCGGCGACGGCCUGCCCUACGCGUGCGCGGCCUACGCCGGCGGCGCGCCCUGGCCGCCGUCCGCCGCGGGCCGCUACGUCGCGCUGCACGGCGCGCUGGCCGCGGCCGUCGUCGCCGCGGCCGCGGGCCUCUGCCGCGAGCUGCGGCGGCCGGAGGGCCUCGCGGAGCUCCACGUCUUCGACAUGGACGGCACGCUCCUCGUGAGUCGGGGCCGCGAGAUCAUCGUCGACGAGGCCACGGGCGCGCGCGCGGCCGUGCACCCCUUGAUCGAGGCGCACGUGACGAAGCCGCCGCGCCACUCGUCGUCCUACGCGUUCUGCGGCGAGGAGGACGCGCACGGCGACCCCUUCGAUUUGAUAGAAAACGCCGUCGUCGUCCCCGGCGCCGCCGCGGCCAUGCGCGCGGCCGCCGCGCGGCCCGGCUGCGGCGUCGCCGUGCUGACGGCGCGCGCGCACGACGCGGCGUGGCUCGCGGACAAGCUCUCGCAGAAGCUCGGCCUCCCGCGCGGCGCGCUGUCGCCGGCGCGCGUCCUCUGCGUCUACCACGCGGCCUUCGGCGCGUCCGGGUCGACGUCCGCGCGGAAGAACGCGGCGCUGCUCCGGCUCGUCGCGCAAACGCGGCCCCGGCGCGUCGUCUUCUACGACGACGUCGCGGCGAACGUGGCGGGCGCGCGGCGCCUCUUCGACGCGCGCGGCGACCUGCAGGGCAGGACAAGAGAGCGAAAUUCCCAACUUCAAAGGCUCAUAUCUCGGCCGUUUUCCACUCGCGACCUGCCGCCCCUCGAGACGGUCCUCGUGCCUCUGGCCGAGAGCCUCGCGGCGCUCGAGGCCGCCGGCGAGGACGUCGUCGACGCGCUCCACCCGCAGUGCCGCGACUCGACGGGGUCCCUGAACCCGCUCGCGCGCCUGCGCGAGCUUUUGAUGGCGAGCGACAGCGACAGCGACGACGGCGAGCACCCGCUUCCGCCGCGCGAGAGCGAGGGCAGCGUCGAGGCGGUGGAGCCCGAGCCGGCGCCGCCGACGCCGCCGCCGACCUACGAGGAUCUGCUCGCCGGGGCGAGCAACACACCGGAUGCAGCGGCCGAGGAGCGCGCGCGCGUCGAGGAAGCGCGCCGCGACGCGGAGAGACGCGACGCGGAGACGCGGGCCGCCGAGGAGGCGCAGAAGGCGCGGCGCGCGGCGGAGGCCAAGGUCGUGGCGGAGAUGCGCGUCGCCGAGGACGCGCGGCGCGCGGCGGAGGCCCAGGCCGCCGAGGACGCGCGGCGCGCGGCGGAGGCCCAGGCCGCCGAGGACGCGCGGCGCGCGGCGGAGGCCCAGGCCGCCGAGGAGGCGCGGCGCGCGGCGGAGGCCCGGGCCGCCGAGGAGGCGCGGCGCGCGGCGGAGGCCCGGGCCGCCGAGGACGCGGAGGCGGCGCGGCGCCGCGCUGAGGCCGAAGCCCGCGCCGAGGCCGACGCGCGCGUCGCGGCGGCGGCGCGCGCGGCCGAGGCGCCGCCGGCCUACGAGCCGCCGGUCGAGGCCGCGCGGAACCCGUUCGUCGACGACGCGGCCGCCGACGUCGAGGCGGCGCCGCGCAUGCCCGUGCUGAGCGUCGCGGACAUGGGGCUCGAGGAGGAGGCCGACGAGGACGAGCUCGACUUCGCCGCGCCUCCCGGCGACGACACGGCGGGCGACGAGGCGCUCGCGCGCGCGCUCGCGGGCGACGGCGCGGGCGACGAGGCGCUCGCGCGGGCCCUCGCGGGCGAGGGCGCGGGCGACGAGGCGCUCGCGCGGGCCCUCGCGGUCGGCGACGCGGCGCCCCCCGAGGACGCGGGCGACGACGCGGACCUCGCCGCGGCGAUCGCGGCGUCGCUCGCCGUCGACGCGCCGUCGGCGCCCGCGGGCGAGGCCGCGCGCGCGCCGGCGUCCUGGGGCGUCUGCGGCCAGGCGUCGGGCCUCGCCUUCGACGAGGGCCGGAGCUACGCGGCGCCGCUACGAGUGGACGCGGCGUGGGCCGACGUCGAGGCCCUGGUCGAGUCCGUGCUGGCGGCCCACGGCCUCGUGCGGUCGUCGCUGCCCGCGCUCGUCGACCCGUCGUCGUCGCUCUGCGAGGACCUGCCCUGUUUUUUAGCGGACGCGCGCGGCGCGCACCCCUUUGGUUUAGCCGUCGGAGGCGGCGCGACGCCGGACAAGCGGCGCGUGCUCUUCGUCGGCGCGCGCGACCCCGGCAGGCCCUGGACCCGCGAGGCCGACGGCGCGCGGGCCGCGGCGCUCCGCGCGGUGCGCGAGGCCGUCGCCGAGGCGGAUUUGGCGGAGCCGACGGUGUCGACGGCGCCGAAGACCGACGUCUGCGACGUCUUCUUAGCCGAUCUGCAGCGGGCCUACUUCGUGGAGCUCGAGGCCGCUUUGAAGGACGUCGCGGACCCGCUCGACGCGCUCGCGCACCGGGAAGAACUGAAAGUCGCGCGGCUCGCCGUGCUCCUGCGGCCGACGUUCGACGCCGCGGGCUUUUCGCCGCCGCCGCCGAGCCGGGCGCCGCCGCUCGCGAGCUUCCCGCUCGACUUGGCGCCCGGCGACGGGCUCGGCGCGUUCCCGGACGGGCCCGAGGCCGCCGCGCGGCGCAUUAGAAACGACGUCGGCGACGCGGGCGACGCCGCGGCGUUCCUCGCGGCGGCGCUCCGAUCCGUCGCGGCGCGGGCGGCCCGGGAGGCGCGCGCGCGCGUGGACCGCAAGAACAGGAGCGUCGCCGCGCGGCUGCGCAACGCCGAGACCUGCGCCGACGGCCUGGUCGACGCGCUGCGGGCCCGGCGCCUCGCGGCGCCCCGGCCGGCGCGCGGCGCCGAGGCCCAGUUCUCGAGCUUGUUCCGCGUCGCCAACACCGCCCGCGACGCGCUUUUGUACGACUGCGGCGCCGUGGACGCGACGUCGGUCUGCGAACACGGCUCCGGCCCGCCGCGCGCGGGGCGGCUCUACGUGGCGUCCUCGGGCGUCUUUUUCCACUCGCCGGGCCUCGCGGGCUUCGGCGCGCGCCAGAUCGUCCUCCCCUACUACGCCCUCAAGCCGCCGGAGGUCGUCGACGGCCCGCUGCCCGGCGGCGGCCUCGCGGCCGUGGCGACGAAGCUCGCCGCGGCGCUCGUGCGCGCCACGGACGGCCGGCUGGGCCGCCUCCGCUUCGUCGACGACUGUGUCGACGAGAGCGGCCGCGCGACGGCGUUCCUCGUGCCGCCGUCGCCGCUCGACGCGGACCACGCGCGGCAGAUCGCGGGCCUCGCGGCGCGCGCCGCGGCGCUGGACGCGGCGGCGCGGGCCGCGCGCGCGGUGUCCGCCGCGCCGUCGAGCCCGCGCGGGCCCGCGUCGGAGGCGGAGAUACUGGCGCGCGUGCGGCGCCUCUCGGAGCUGUCCGCGCGGAACUCGCGGCUCCUGCGCGCCGUCGCCGACGAGCCGCCGCCGCCGGCGACGCCGCUGGACCUGCUCUCCGGCGUCGACGUCCUCGAGGCGGGCCGGCGCGCGACCGCGGCCGUCGUCGAGGCGGGCCGCCGCGCGUCCGCGGCCGUGCUCCCGGAGAACGAGGAGGCGCGCGACAAGCGCGACCUCAUCGCGCGCCUCGGUGCGACCCCGCCGGGCGACGCGGAGCCCGAGGCGCCGCCGGCCUACGACGCCGCCGCGCCGCAGCGCGGGAACCUCGACGCGUUCCUCGCGGCCGCGCGGAGCUCCUAA
Molecule: messenger RNA, 5619 nt
Organism: Aureococcus anophagefferens
Lineage: Eukaryota; Pelagophyceae; Pelagomonadales; Pelagomonadaceae
Exons: 5
Coding region: 1-5619 (1872 amino acids)
Biological process (GO): transmembrane transport
Molecular function (GO): transmembrane transporter activity
Source: RefSeq, a predicted model, not a curated record